Molecule: messenger RNA, 609 nt
Organism: Alternaria ethzedia
Lineage: Eukaryota; Fungi; Ascomycota; Dothideomycetes; Pleosporales; Pleosporaceae
Exons: 1
Coding region: 1-609 (202 amino acids)
Molecular function (GO): protein binding
Source: RefSeq, a predicted model, not a curated record
AUGGAGUCACCGGACACUUUCACGCUCCUCCCCCUCGAGAUGGACCCGCAAACCAGCACCAUCACCGCAUCCCAAAGCACCAGCAACGCCCUCCAGACCGAGCUCGACGCCCUAAACAACCUCCACAGAAACCUCCUGCACGUCGAAACUCCCACGGGCACACCGCCGCCUCCUGUCCCCGUCAACCCCAAGCGCUCCGCCCAGAUCAACAAGCUGCGCGAGUCGGGCAACGCCGAGUUCAGGAAAGGAAAGCCCGAAGAGGCGGGCAAGCUCUACACCCUCGCAAUCGACAUGGCGCUCGCACGUCCGGCAUGGGAACCUUCAGGUCUCGUCAGGGAAGAAGUCUCUGGACUGCUCAGCAACCGCGCACAAGCAAACAUGGCACUCAAGAACUGGGCAGAGGGCGCAGUAGACGCAGAGGCCAGUGUGGAGAUGAAGAAGGUGGGCAACGCCAAGGGCUGGUGGAGGCGGGGCAAGUGUCUGCUCGAGAUGGGCAGGCUGGACGAGGCAGAGCAGUGGGUCAAGCAAGGAUUGGAGUUUGAGGCAACAGAGCAAGAUCUCGUCAACUUGAGGGACGAGAUCGAGAGGAAGCUGAGAGGCGAGGUUUAG